CUGUUUUCCUAUUAGAAAGGGCAGUUUUGAAACUAGAGUACUAUUUCAUCUCCUUAACAGAACAUUGGUAGUGCAAUUUGGCUAAGCAGUGCUGUUUCCUAUUUAUAUAUCCCGCCUGUACAUGGAUUAUGAAGAGGAUGAUGACGUCUCCUUUGCAAAAUGGAUGAGCAGUUUCUGGGGACACAACGUGCCAGAUGAAAAUGACAAAGCAACUAGGUCUUACAGGCAGUGGCAGACAAGAUCCUUGAUGGAAAGGAGAGCCUCUCUUCCGGCUAAACUUUCUUCCAUCCAUAUGACAAGAUUUCCUGCUUCUACCAGGAUCCCAUCACCGAGCCAUCUGAGGGAUUACAAAGAAAUGCAAGAAGACCAAGAUUCAAAAGAUACAAAAUGGCUCUGUCAUGCAAAGGCAUGCAAGAAGUCCUCAAAUGGCAAUUCUUCUCAGGGAACAAGUAGACCAAACAGUCGCUCAAAUUCUAUCUUGGAGUUUUCAGAAUCUUUUGAGAGGCAGCUGCAUUUCAAAAACAAGCGCUCAGUGUCUUUGGAACCUGAAGGGAUGAAACAAAGGCGGGACAGAGAGAGACUGCGUAGUCACAAGAGCAGGUCUCAUAAGAAAAUGGGAGAAAAGAAGCAACCCAAGAAUGAACAAGUGGUAGGAGAAGUUAGUGUCGAAGUUCCAGCUGAAAAACAUAGUUAAUGCCAUCACAUAAGAGAGGUGUUUUACAUCAAUAAUGGAUUACUUUUGUAUUCAAACAGAUUAUAAAAUAAGGUUUCAUGCUUAGCCUUUAUUCUAUAAAAUAAGCAAUGUUAGAGUAGAACAGACUGCAGCCACUAAAAUAAAAA
Molecule: messenger RNA, 840 nt
Organism: Heteronotia binoei (common prickly gecko)
Lineage: Eukaryota; Metazoa; Chordata; Lepidosauria; Squamata; Gekkonidae
Gene: LNP1
Product: leukemia NUP98 fusion partner 1
Exons: 3
Coding region: 122-694 (190 amino acids)
Source: RefSeq, a predicted model, not a curated record